This is a messenger RNA of Peromyscus eremicus (cactus mouse), 1782 nucleotides long. RefSeq names its product shisa family member 8 (gene Shisa8). The record is from RefSeq and is a predicted model, not a curated record. NCBI's taxonomy places the organism in Eukaryota, Metazoa, Chordata, Mammalia, Rodentia, Cricetidae. The coding region runs from base 393 to 1592 and encodes 399 amino acids. Gene Ontology annotation, biological process: regulation of AMPA receptor activity; regulation of short-term neuronal synaptic plasticity. Gene Ontology annotation, cellular component: dendritic spine membrane; postsynaptic density; AMPA glutamate receptor complex. The transcript is spliced from 4 exons.
CCGGAGCCAGAGCGCGGGCAGCGCGGAGCGGGCGGCGGGAAGGUAGCGGUGUCCGGCGACCCGCCGCCCGGCUCAGUCCCCGAAAGACCCGGGCCCAGCCCGCCCGCCGGGGCCAGAGGGAGCCGGGGACGGCGCAGGCGAACACCCGCCGCCGGGCUCCACCGUGAGCAGUCCGAGGUGAGCCCGGGAGGAGGGCGCGCCCACCGGAGGUCCAGCCCAGCGCACUCCGCACGGAGCUCACUUGUGUCUGGAGCCGCGGACGUACCAGGAGGCGUCGGCCGGGAGCCAGCGCGGACAGCGGGGCGACCGGUCCCGGAGGGCGCGGGGGAGCCGGGCAGAGCGGCCGCGCGCCGAGCCAUGCGCGGGGCGCAAUAGCAGGAGGCGCGGGCUGCAUGGAGCGCGCUGGGGCGCGGGGACAGCGCGGUGGCCGGCGCCCGCAUGGGCUCCCGCUCGCAUUCCGGCUGGCGCUGCUGCUGGCUGGGUCGCCGUCGGGCCGCGCGGGGGCUCCCGAGGCGCAGGAGCCCGCAGCCUCCAGCACCGCCGCCCCGGAGGGAGGCGACCGCUGCCGCGGCUACUACGACGUGAUGGGCCAGUGGGACCCGCCCUUCAACUGCAGCUCGGGUGUCUACAGCUUCUGCUGCGGCACGUGCGGCUACCGCUUCUGCUGCCACGACGGCCCGCGCCGCCUGGACCAGAGCCGCUGCUCCAACUACGACACGCCGGCCUGGGUGCAGACGGGCCGCCCGCCCGCCCGCACCCGUGACACUGCCGCCCCGCGCGAUCCGGGCCGCGAACGCAGCCACACUGCGGUCUACGCGGUGUGCGGUGUCGCCGCGCUACUCGUGCUGAUUGGCAUCGGGGCACGCCUGGGCCUGGAGAGAGCGCACAGCCCGCGCGCUCGGCGCACGGUGACCAGGACACUGACAGAACUUCUCAAGCAGCCAAGCCCCCAGGAACCCCUGCCUCCACCUCUGGGCCCACACCUGGGUAACUGUGUCCAGGUACAAAUGGGUGAUGGUGUUCUUCGGGGUUCCCCCCUCAACAACACAGACAAGAAACGCCUCAAUAAUGCACCUCUGGGAUCUGCUACCCCGGGCCCCCCGCGCGGCCCCCGGCUGCAGGGUGGCGGCAGCCUGGCAUUGCAGCCCGACUACACCAAGUUCGCGACUCUCAAAGCAGCAGCCCUCAAGGCCACAGAGGCUGCACCCCAGGACUUCUAUCAACGUUUUCCCUCUACCGAGCCGGCUCCGCGGACCCUCCCUGCGCGGACCCCGCGUCCUCCGGAGGACUUGCCCGCGCUGCUGGAAGCCUGUCCCUGGGCCCCUCCGGGUUACGUACCUCCCGCCGGCCCUGUCUCGUCGGUCCCCUAUGCGGCCUGGACCGCGGGCCGCCCCACACGGCCGGUUCCCCGUGGCCACUUGGUGGCUCAGGUCUCCCCUGCGCCCCGGCGGCCCAGCCACGUGCCGCGGCGUCAGUUCAGCGUGGAGAAGCUGCCCGAGGCCUUCAACGCGCAGCCCGCCACCUUUUACAGCAGCGCGGCCCGAGGGCCCCGGCACCUAAGCACCAACAGCAAAGCCGAGGUCACCGUCUGAAGCAGAACUGCUAGAGCCUUCUGCGUGGUCCUGGGCCCCAGGCCGUGGAGUGGCGGUGCACACGGGACUGGGGACAUUUGGAGCCUGUGACUAAAGGGGCCAAAAGGGUAGGGCCAGGUGUUCUGCCCUUGGGAAUGUAGGGCUAUCCGGACCUGUGUAAAUAAACCCUCUAAUGUGGUUCCAGUCCCAA